This is a messenger RNA of Penicillium waksmanii, 2949 nucleotides long. Its product is annotated as patatin-like phospholipase family protein. The record is from RefSeq and is a predicted model, not a curated record. Bases 1 to 2949 code for a protein of 982 amino acids. NCBI's taxonomy places the organism in Eukaryota, Fungi, Ascomycota, Eurotiomycetes, Eurotiales, Aspergillaceae. Gene Ontology annotation, biological process: arachidonate metabolic process. Gene Ontology annotation, cellular component: membrane. The transcript is spliced from 6 exons.
AUGUAUCAACAGAAGUCUAUAGAUUGGCUCGAUCUUGGCAUUCGCGAUGACUCUCGGCCCGUUCUUUUUGACCACGGUCGGCUAGAGCAAAUCGCUUCCGAGCUCCCUGGAGCGGGAAAACAAAACCCUUCUCUACGCGUGUUCCUGGGAAAAAGGCUUAAGGACAAAGCCCUCCAGCAGCUUUACCCUAGAAACAACGUGCGUAGGUACGAUUCAAACGCCACUAUUAAGCUGCGGUACGAUAUAGCUACUUGUGACUCCCAUGUUCCUGUGCUAUUUGCAGACAGCAAGAUACCCCAGGCUACGGAUCUAUCUCCUCUCAAAAAGCUCCAGGUUGGCUCAGGAUAUCCGAUUACUUGGCCGGGGGAUUCUCGCCAACGGAUCCUAACGCAUAUCUGGGGACGACUGAUCUUUAUGUUCGCUGAGAUUGUAUGCAUUUUUUUGGACGACUUUGCCGAGUUAUCUGGAGUAAUUGGCUUUAUAGAGGGAUGCUUCAAGGCUUCCUUGGGCAAUUGUUCUAUUCGCAUGACGUGUCCACGAAUAAUUGUCGUUUAUAGUGCGACAGAUGACAAGAAGCAUGAGUUUCGUGGAAGAAUUGAUGAGAAGCUCAAGGACAUCAAGCUUGAGACUUUCGUGAGUUUCAAGGUAGUAUACAUUGAUGAGGACUUAUCGGAUAUAGCGAGAUACCAGCAUCUGAGAGCCAUUGUAGCUGAGGGCCUGAACGGUACGGUAUCCCUGCUUGAAGGGAAUCAAUAUAAAGCAAGCACUUUACAACUCGCUAUAUUGUUCCGCAAGGCCCUCAGGCACACAGUGACAGAUGUUGACAAUCUGUUUGACCUGGCCAGAGCAGUGCGAGAGGAAAGACCUGUUAGCCCCUAUCUGGGGGAAUAUCUGUUUCGUUACUUCGAUGCUGGCAAACAAGCUCGAAUUCGACCGCGGGAUCUCGCGUCAUCUAUUGCUUCUGCAGCCUUGAUGGAUCACUACGUUCCAGGAAUGCUCAGAAUCGCCCCCGAAGAUAUCUUCAGAGAUUUGUACGGAUCUGCUGUAGAUAAGGCCUGUGGCGAAGCAAGAUCCCUUUGGCCACUACAAUCUCCCAACGAACUCUUUGAUCUCAUUCAAAAAUUCUUCGUUCAUUUCUUUCAUUAUAUGGGAAAAAAUGCCUGUUCGUCGGUAGAGGUUCGCAAAGAGGAAAUGAUGGUACAAAGUGGGAGACUAAGUGGUCUGCGAAGUAACGAGAUAUGCUUGUAUUGUCUUACUGCAGCUGCCCAACAUGUCUUGGAGUGCGGUCACACUUUAUGCGAUCGUUGUGCUCAGCUCUUUGGUAAACCGAGUAAUGGCUCGGACCAUCAGUUUGUCGUUGAGCGCUGUCUGUGCUGCUUGUAUCAAAGGGCUGUCAUAAUUGAUGUUCAACCUCGGACUGCGAGUCCAUCAAUCCUCUCGAUUGAUGGCGGAGGCGUGAGAGGGGUAAUUCCUCUGGAGUUCCUUAUGCUUGUGGAGGAGCAUCUCUAUCCUUGCAAGAUACAGGACGUCAUUGACCUCGUAAUUGGCACUAGCUCAGGUGGCCUCAUAAUACUUGGACUAUUUGUCAUGUCAUGGGAUGUUGGGAAAUGCUCACAGACGUUUGAAGACCUUGCUCGACGGAUCUUCCGCGAACGCCGGCACUCUCCCCUCCUCCGCCUCCUCAGCCACAUGCAUGGCGAGACUCUUCUUGGGGAAACGGCACGCUGGAUACAAUGGCUUUUUCGCGAUAGCUGCUACGAUAGUCGAGCUUUUGAUACAGCUCUCCGCGAGGUGUUCGGCGAGGAUCGUCGUCUUUUUGGUAAUAGUGGCACUGUCGCCAAAGGGAUAUUACGCUCAGGUCCAAAGGCCGGCGUUAUCACCACCAGCAUAUCCAGGAAGACUGGUACUUUUGUGAUUGGGAAUUUUAACGUUAUUCCUGAUUCGGACAUGCAAUACGGUAAUAAAAUUUUCCUCAAGGCAGCAAGAGCAACUGCGGCUGCCCCCUUUUAUUUUACACCUGUCGAUCUACAAGGCAUUGGCUCGUUUCAGGAUGGGGGCCUAAAGUAUAAUUUUGCAGGGGAGAUUGCCACCCAGGUCCGCGAUCGCAUCUGGUCACAAAGUACAGGAUCGACAAGACUACUCUCUUUAGGGACCGGAACGGCUAACGACCCGGAUGAUCAAACUCCCUAUUUCCGCAAUAUAUUCCGAGACAGUUUUGUACGCCGGGGUUUCGAUACGUGGAUGUCCUCAAUGGAGACAGAAAAUGACUGGAGAAAGUUUAGAAAUCAAGAGAGGGAAACAUUCAAGCCUGAGUCCCGCAGACUGAACGUGCCGCUGGGAGAUUUGCCUAGUGCUCUUGACGAUGUAGGUAAGAUAGAUGAAUAUCGGAACAAAGUGAUCACCCAACCCGGAAGUGCUCGGAUGGCGCGUGACGCAGCUACGAUGCUGCUUGUCUCCCGGCUCUACUUUGAGAUAGGUUCUCUUCCCCAUGACACUGCGACACCAUUUUGGUGUCGCGGGACCUUGCGCUGCAGGGGUAUGGCACGUGAUAUUACGAAUGCCCUUGAUAACCUGUACCCCGGCCAAUUAGACCUUUUCUCGGAUGCUGGGCUAAUUGGCUCUUUUGUGGGUACAGGAGGCAUCUGCUCUAGCUGUAGACAUUUCAAUCACCCAGUAUCUUUUCUUGCCCGGCAUAUCGACCACGCGGUAGAUCUCUACCUGCAAAGCAGCACAAAAAGCCGAUGGAGGGUGGGCGGCUUCCCCACCACUGUCUCUACUCUUUCAUUUCGCCAGAAGCUUGAUGCACCCUUUGGACGAGAUGAUCACCAUCUUCCCAAAAGAGUUUCUUGCAGCAUCUGUGACGUAGGUGGCAGUUCAGGGCUCAAUCGACGCCGGAAACGAGAAUCGGUCAUGUCGAAGUGGGGGGGAGCCGAAAAGGCCGCGUGUUGA